AUGGACUUUGAGAAGGACUCGCUUGAAUGGACUCAAGAGCUACUUGGUCGUUCAAAGCACAUGCCGCUGAACAUUGGCUGCUGCACGGCCGCAUGCCGGCCAAAACACUUAGAUCUCGUCCUAGACUUGGCUCCUCAAUGCAGGACCUUUUGUCUUAAAGUCAAAGGGUUUACGGAGGGAUUCUUGAACGCAAUCCAGAAACCGGCGCCUCAUUUGGAAGUGUUCGGUGUGUAUCCACAUUGGAAGGGCGAGGCUGGUGUUACGACCCUGCCAAAGAUUCUAUUCAACGGAGAAGCCCCAAAGCUCAGGAAAGUGCAUUUUAACUGCUGUCGCUUCGACAUCACGACGGCUGCGUUUUCUCAACUCACAUGCCUCGAAGUUUCGUGGGCCCAUGGAUUUGCAGGCCCGACGGUUUCGGAAUGGCUCAAUCUCCUGAACAACAUUCCCCGACUGAAAAAGCUCCUCAUAUCAAUGUCCAUUUCCAGAACGUUACCGAGCACGGUACCUUUGCCCCGAGCCCAACUUCCACAUUUAUCAGAUCUCAGUCUAAGUUCACCCCUGGCUGAGUGCAGCAGUUUCCUCAGACACAUCGACAUCCCUCCUCUCGAAAGACUCUCAUUGACAACCUACAGGCUUCAUUUCAAUCCCGAUUCUGAAUUCAUAGUGAGAUUUCUUGAAGAAAGGAUGGAUGGUUGGGCACAUAAUAUGGUCAACUGUGAAUGUCUCGCAUCCAUAGAGCCCCAUUCCCUCUGGCUCAGGUGUAGCAACCACGACCCAAUCAAUCCUGAUAUUCUAGUUACCUUCGAUUGGGAAGGAUCUCAAGAUGUACCGGAGCAGACCACAGCUCCGAUGAUUUGCUUCUCUCUUCCAGAGGUUUUCUUCCCGAUCUUUCGCGGUGUUAGGUCGCUUCAAAUGCAUUCAAGUUACCUCCUUGAUGAAUACGACCCGCCGAGCGACUCCGAGUCUACAUCCAUUAAGAUUCUCGGCCUCUGGAUUCUCCGUUUCUUCCACAAUUUGGUAAUCCUGCAUCUAGUGGGAUAUUUACAUCUCAUCCUGUUCCCCCACCUUGAACAGCAAUUUUAUGAGUCAUCUGCCAAGGAAGUUCAAGACGUCAUAUUGCCUUCACUUCAGGCUUUGGAGUUUAGCGCUUGUGACUUCAAGAUGGAUGACGGGCGUAGGCUAAAGGUUCUUCGGGCCUUCCUAGGAUUGCGCGCCAGAGCUGGAAAGCCGAUCAAGACGAUAUCAUUCAAAUAUUACGACUUGGGUGAGGGAUAUCAAACCAUCGGGGAGGAGUUUGGAGUUGAUAUAUCCUCGUAA
This is a messenger RNA of Laccaria bicolor S238N-H82, 1317 nucleotides long. RefSeq lists its product as uncharacterized. The record is from RefSeq and is a predicted model, not a curated record. The transcript has a single exon. NCBI's taxonomy places the organism in Eukaryota, Fungi, Basidiomycota, Agaricomycetes, Agaricales, Hydnangiaceae. Bases 1 to 1317 code for a protein of 438 amino acids.